UCCCGGCCAAGGGAAGGGCUGAGCGGAGCGACGGUGAGAAUGAGAAGGGGGCUGGAGCGCUUUUGCUUUCGGAAUCGGGAGGCUUCAGAGAUGGCAGGAAACUCUACGGCCACGCUGGCUCUUUCCCAGCCGGGUGAAGAAGUCAAGCCUUUUACUCCAGGAGAAGCCAAAGAAAUUGUGAUGUCUCUGCAAGAACCUGCAGUAUUCUGUAACAUGGCUUGUGAUUGGCCAGCACUUCACUGGAAUGUUACUUACCUUGCCAAGCUGUUGGCUGGAAAAAGAAUCCUUUUCAGGAUGGGGAUGAAAGACAUGGGCACAGCUCCUCUGUUUGAAACCAAGUGCAGUUACGUGGAAGCUACACUUGAAGAGUUUCUGGCCUGGAGUUUAAGAGAGCCUUCUUGCUCUUCUGGACCAUUCAGUGGUUAUGAGUCGUGUAAAUACUGGGCCUACGCUGACUAUAAAUAUAUUGCUAGCCUAUUUGAAGACAAUCCGGAAGAAUUCAAGGAUGUAAGAUGGUCUGACUUUGGAUUUUCUGGAAGAGAUGGAAGGGAGAGCACUCUGUGGGUUGGCACAUCAGGAGCAAACACUCCUUGUCAUUUGGAUUCCUAUGGGUGCAACUUAGUGCUGCAAGUGCAAGGAAGGAAAAGGUGGCAUCUGUAUCCACCUGAAGAUUCCAGUUUUCUUUAUCCUACUAGAAUUCCUUACGAAGAAUCCAGUGUGUUCAGCAAAGUCAAUGUAGUCAAUCCUGAUCUGAAAUGCUUUCCGCAGUUUAAGAAAGCACAAACCCGUAUAGUUACAGUGAAUCCUGGCCAGAUCCUGUUUGUUCCCAGGCACUGGUGGCAUUAUGUAGAAUCCAUUGACCCCAUCACUGUGAGCAUAAACUCUUGGAUUGAACUGGAUACAGAUCAUGAGGCUCGUGUAGAAGAGGCAAUAACUCGGACGCUGAUAUGUGCAAUCAAAUCUGCAGACCAUCUCAGCACUUCAGAUUCCUGGCUCAACCCCACAGAGACUGACGUAACGUCCCACAAAACCAAUCUUCAAUACUUAAAUGCAGCUGUUUCUGGAUAUCUAGAACAUCAGAAGUUAAAAAAAACUGAACACAGAGUUCCUGGAACUCCUAAUACUGAAGAGACAUUUGAAGGCUCACAUAAAAGAAGAAAAGUUCAAAUGGAUGCAGACGAGAGCUUCAAACUGAUGCCCUGUGAAGCUAAUCUUGCAACCAUCAAAACAAAAAAGCUGGAAAAAAUCCCUUUUGGACAGAAUCUCUUGAAGGUUUUGCUUCAGUCUCAGCAAACAAACCCGACGGAAACUGUUGAAAGUGACUUCAAAGACUUCCUCAGGGAAAACGAAGGACACUUGGAAAAACCGCACUGUGCAGGGACAACAUCGGUAACGAAUAACAACUCUGGAGCAGUUGUUGAUCAGAAGGAUCCAAGCAGUACCGCAAGUUCCACACGAGCAGGCAUUUGUACAAAUGACUUGCUAGAUUGUGUGCUAAGUCCACAAGUCGUCAGUAUAGUGGCUCGCCUUUUGUUGGAGAGAGCAAGACUUGCUUAGUGUCAGCCUCCUUGUCCUUUUGCACAGCUGGAGAGGUUUUUUUAAAAAAGUUCUCAUACUAAGUAUUGUCUCGUAGCAUUUUCUAAAAGCUCAGCCUUCCAACAGCAUAGCGGCAAAGUGUGUCAGCACUCCCAACAGCAUCCGCAUUUUGAGGGUAUGUAAAAAUUACGUGGCAGAAAUAACAGUGCACGUAGCAUUUCACACAUAUUAUCUUAAUAAUAUUUAUUACAGUUCCGGUCAUUCGUUUUUGUUAUUGCUGUGUUGCUGAUGCGGAGAGAGAACAGAUCGUUCCUGAAGUUCAUGAUUAAGCCAGGUUUGUAGCUCAUGUUCUGAACCAUUAUGCUGCACAAAUACUGUCACGUCCCCCAUUUAACCUAUUGAUAUGCCCAAUAUAGAUGACUUAGGGAAAUCUGGGGCACAGCUGUACAGAGUUUUGUUUUGCUUUUGAAUCUGGGAUCAGGUGUUCUCCUUGUUCUCGGAAUCUCCCGAGACUCAUGCCUCGUACCGCUUCCCAGCAGAAGGUAACUAGUAUGUACCACAACAUCAUCACAAGGGAACGAUGAAUUAAUUCAAGACGUUUGCUUACUGUGUUCGUAGCAGUUUGCUUGUUUGUUUGUUUUGAAGGGAGAAGAUUUCUUCUUAGCCUCUAGUUUGAUGCUAACGCCCUAAAAGCCUAGUUUUGAUUUUCGUCGACAGUAAAGCACUCCAGUCUACUGUACCUUAUUGUCACAGAGAUUCAGAUCCACGCACCAGUUUCUUCCAUCCACAAUGAUAAAAAGCAACACAGAGGAUUUUGUCAUGCUAAUUAACGGUAAAGAAAUAUUGUUUUCCCCUUAGGCACCAUAUUGUUUUAGUGGGCUACCCCCAGAGUUUCAUAUGUGCAUCUGUAUUCAUAAACACCUGUUCUCAACAGCACUGAACAGGGUGUUUACCAAUACAGACAAAAACCUUAUAUCUUAUCACAUCUCUUUUACCCCCAGAGUUUCAUAUGUGCAUCUGUUCUCAUAAACACCUGUUCUCAACAGCACUGAACAGGGUGUUUACCAAUACAGACAAAAACCUUAUAUCUUAUCGCAUCUCUUUUCUUUCAGUAGCAUUCGCUUGAUAAAGGUCUUUGCGGAGCGAUUUCCUAAAAUUUUUCCUAGGUAAAAGCUUGCUAUACACACCUGGUAGGAUCCAAUGCUGUGAAGAACACAGCAGGUCUGAAAAUCUAUUGGUUAGUCCAGGCUUUAUUGGUAUAUUCCUCUGGCAGAUUUCCAAAGAAGGAAGAAAGAAAUGGGUAAAAUAAAUAGGUACAUUUCCCACCCCCCCUCUGGCUCUCAGCAAGAGUUUGUUCCUAGAUUUUUUGGAAGUUGGAUUAAUUGUCCUAGAACGUCAAGAGUAAAGGGAUUAAUGUCCUGUGACCUACUGGUUGUUCUUGUUAGGGAUAUAUCGCUGAAUGAUCUCUGCAGUAGUUUUACCAUACAAAACAGUAAGAAACUGUUAUAAUCCUCUGCAGUUUUUUAAAAAUGUCUUGCUUUACCUGCAGCAAUGGUACAGAAUGAUAGUGGCUACAAUCCAAGUUAGGCAUGUUUAAGCCUGUUUUCGCUGGCACUUAAAUGUGCAUCGUAUUGUAUUGCAGUGGAAUAUAGUGACAUUUGGGUCUAGUCUUUUUAAAUGGAAUUCUCAGUAAAAAGGAGUCCACAA
Messenger RNA from Heteronotia binoei (common prickly gecko), 3243 nucleotides. RefSeq names its product HSPB1 associated protein 1 (gene HSPBAP1). Lineage: Eukaryota; Metazoa; Chordata; Lepidosauria; Squamata; Gekkonidae. The coding region runs from base 40 to 1557 and encodes 505 amino acids. Gene Ontology annotation, molecular function: 2-oxoglutarate-dependent dioxygenase activity. The transcript is spliced from 8 exons. The record is from RefSeq and is a predicted model, not a curated record.